AUGAUGCAAUUCAUGCUUUUAUUUAGUAGACAAGGCAAGGUGCGCCUUCAAAAGUGGUACACAUCUUACUCUGAUAAAGAAAAAAAGAAGAUUUUGCGUGACCUCACAACAAUUGUGCUCUCUCGGAAGCCGAAAAUGUGCUCUUUUAUAGAGUGGAAAGAUCUCAAAGUCGUUUAUCGCCGCUACGCCAGCUUAUAUUUCUGUACUGCAAUUGAACCACAAGAUAACGAACUUCUGACUUUGGAAAUAAUUCAUAGAUAUGUGGAACUUCUAGACAAGUAUUUUGGCAGUGUGUGUGAACUGGACAUUAUAUUUCAUUUUGAGAAGGCAUAUUACGUGUUGGACGAGUUCAUGUUGGGUGGAGAGGUUCAAGAGACUGGAAAAGAAAGCGCUCUGAAUGAUAUUGAUAUGCAAGAUUUGAUUCAAGAGUUUUUUUCCCGAUUAUAAAUGAGUAUUUAUCUCUCUGUUAACUAAAGGAAGAGACACCUCAAGGAUUUUUCGAGGAACAAGGUAUUGGAUUAUGUGUUUGCUGCAUGUGGGCACUGUAUAUGGUUUUUAUGCAUGCAUACUCAAAUGUCAAAUUCUGUGUUUCGAAAUCACCUGUUUUCUACUUUAAGUUUCUAAAUUCUUAAGUUUGGUAACUUUUACACGAAACACCGUUUGUAAUGUGGAAAUAUAAUGUCAGUCAAGUGCAAACAGACGAUCUGAGACCUUGUUAGACUCUUCUGAGGGUACCCUCAUUACUGACUCUUGGAUUAAGUGUUAUCACUUUUUAUAACCUGGAAGUGUCACAUAACUUUAUCGACCUAGAUGUCUUGUGAGACUAUUUAACUCUGAAAGGAAUUCCUAACAUAUGUACCACCGUUAAGGCUCUAUUGGUAUCUGAGCAGUUAUUUUGGUAUUGAUGGUAGUUACUCAUUUUAAGCUAUUUGAAUCAGAAGUGUCAAUUAGGGAUAUUUAUUAUCACCAUUCGUACUCAUGUUUGCAUAGAUAUUACUACUGAGGUAUUCCCUUUACGGUCAAACUCUGCCUUAACACAUUUUGUUCGGAUGGCGCCUUUGAUCAAGAAAUAUUGCAAUUGUCGGUUGCCGGUAUUUAUACCUUACUUAUACCGAAACCUAUCGAAGGGUAAAGAUCUGAUCGAUUCAUUUUCAGUUAGGUCUGAAAUCUAUCUAGCUUUCUCUAGCUUGCUGUUCUUGAGCUGCAGUUAAAUAUCAAGUAAUUAUGGACCCCAAGAUGUUAAUCCGAACUGAGAUAGGAAGACUUUCCCUUUCAUAAACUGGAGUGGGGUUAGUGUUCUCGAUCAGUUGGACUUGACUACCUCUAAUCCACAUACACUAACCAGUGUUUAAGUUUAACUGAUUGUUUUCCACCUCCAUUCUUGAAUACUUCUGGUGUCACUUCAUCCUAUCCUUUAACUAUGGAUUGCUUUAGGUUUGAAUCAACCUAUACCUACACUCCGAUCAAGUUGAAGCUCGAUACUCUGCAACUGAGACGUGGCUGUAAGGUAGUUGAACUAUUCUUUAUAGUGUUCUCAAAUUUCAGGCCAUCUGUUCUGACAGCUUAUCAGGCUUCUGUCCUUCUUCUUGGUUGUCUCUUUAACCAUCAUCUUUUUCAUACCAGCUUCCUUAAUAAGUCUUCACUAUCUUCUAGUAUUACGUAGUCCUAAUAUCUUUUCCAUCUCUUCUGAUUCCCCUACUAACCUUGAAAUAGCAUGCUAGUGGUAACUGGAUUAGGUUGGAAGAGGGUUCAGGGUGCCCAGAAUGAAGUGUCACCAGCUCAUGAAACUGCUAACUGUUGGUCUGAACCUUACAGGGAGAUGUGGACUGCCUGACUGGUAUCCCUGAGAUGAUAAGAGUCAUUGGUUGAGGACUCUUGGUGACAUGACUGAAAAUUGGUUGCAGUGCCGCAGAUGUAUUCUUUCCUUGACGUCUUUUAAAGCAUGAGAAUUUACACUUACUUUCAUUUUCAUAUCCUCUCUCUUCUCAAUAUACCUUCGUGUACUUUGAUAUUAAUCUUUCUUUGUCCACUUGUUCCUUGAAUACUACUGGGAAAUGUGGGACCUUGAAUCGAUGUAUUUGUGUGCGAGUUCGUACUGUAUUUUUGUCUGUCUCUCCACUCACCACUGUUUUCUGUCAAUAGGAGAAGUCAUACAGCUUACAUUUAAUUUGUGUUCAUCAGGAUUGUAGCCAACCGAAAUGACUUUUUUUCUCAGCAAUCGGCUGGGUAAGCCUUCAGUUGUAGAUUUUGUAGAUUUUACUUAUUCUGCUCUUUUUUGUUGUCCAUCGCAGCACAACUGCAUAAUAAAAGGGAUAUAUAUGCAUUACUGUAGUUUUAGACUAAUAGUCUAUAUAAAAUUGCAGUCUUUCUACAAAAGAAAUUCUCCUGAAAGUAUUAUGUUAUGUUUUGUUUAUAUUAAACGAUCAAUACUAGAUUAUAGGGCCUGGCAAGUAAUUAUAGGAAAUGCUUAUUUAUAAGAUUGAUUACAUUUUCGUUGUAAUUUUGUUAUUGUAUGUGCUUUCACUACAAACUUUCAUAGCACACAUAUACGCACACGGUGGUUUUAUUUGUUUCCAUAUAAAUACUUGUGUGUUUCGAUGUAAACGGUGUUAGCAUGUUUUAUGUUUUGGUGAGUAUUUGUUCCUAUAUGUUGUACUAUUCAAACCAAUGAGUAUAUUUGUUAACAGUGUGUUUGUGUAAAUAUAAUGCUGAUUUAGUUUGUAGAUUAUAUUUCAUAAUUAUAGUCCAUCAACUUCUCUGACAAUCACUUUUUUUGCAUGAUGCUUUCCUGCACUGACUGACAUACUCAAACAGCUGUAUAAUAUUCGAAAAUGCUGGACCAUAGUAUAUACACACGUCAAGUCUUAUUUUACUUAGGAUUGAAGAAAUACUCUGUUAACGAACGCGAAAAUAAUGACGAUAUAUAGAUCGAGAGAUUCUUGCUAAUCGCCUUCAAGCAUCCAAGAGAAAACUUGAAUGAAUAUUUAAUGAAGUUUCUUCUUUCCUUUCUUUUUUGAUCUCAUCAUAGGAGGAGUGUAAGACCAAAGAAGAACAAGCCGAUAUCAGUGUAGUCGAUGUAUCAGGAUUUUGAAAUGAAUAGAAAAGUUUUGGAAUCACUUACAAUUUUUCAUUCUUGAAAGAAAGAUAUUUCCCCCAUCAAAUACAUACAUAUCUGAUAUGUGUACACGUAUAAACUAGAGUUGUAAAAAGCACAAAGGAAUAAUUAAUUUUCUACACACUUUUACUUUUAUCCACUUUUUUUUCUUUUUUAAACCUAUUUCUUGCGUAAACGUUGAAAAAUGAUUUAUUCCUCAUCUUUGUGAUAAGUUUUUUUUUUGUUUUUCAAUUAUCUUUUGAUUGUACUUUUCAUGUUGUUUUUGUAAGUAUAAUUUUUAAUAUACCCUUUUACAUAUCAUUCAAAACAUACAUGCAUUGGCAAUUUUGUGAUAGUCCAAUUUCUGUUUUGUAUAAUUUGAUAAGUAUUCUCACUCAACAUAUUCUCACCAAAAGUGUCUUUUGGAUUUCAUAUUAGAUUUGUUUGUUUGAUAUAUAGAGCACAAUGAUAUAUGAUUAUCUAAUUUAUACUGGAAACGUCAUCAAGUAGAUGAUAUUGUAUCACUGUGUUCUAUAUAUCAAAUAAACAAAUUUAAUGUGGAAUUAUAUUCUACCACAAUGCCCAAGUUUUACAUUUAUAUUAAUGUCUUUUUUAUUGUUUUAAUGUUUUUAUGGUGGCUAUUUUUUAAAUCACUCUAUCUGUCUGUUUUGUAUGCAUUUGUUUAUUGUAUGUACACUUUAAUAUGAUUCUUUGUUUUUGCACCCAAUUUCUAACUCCCCAUCUGUUUUACUUUAAAGUCUUUGGUGAUAUUAUUGUACAUCUAACUACAGAUAUACAUAAAUUGGAUAACUAAUCAA
Messenger RNA from Heterobilharzia americana, 3912 nucleotides. The record is from the annotation of a GenBank genome assembly. Lineage: Eukaryota; Metazoa; Platyhelminthes; Trematoda; Strigeidida; Schistosomatidae.